AAGAAGUUUUAUGUAAAAUGUUUUCGAUUUGGAAAUAAAUCAAUCCAAGCCAAUCUUGUAGCAAAAUGCUCUGUGGAAGAACGACAAGAAGGGUGUGCAGUGGGUCAAAUGUCACGAAGGCCAAAUGGCGCUACAAAAAAAACGCGCGAAGUGUAUCAACCACCGAUUCCCUCGCCGAAAAAUUGACAGAGGAGUUCGCUAUCAAUUUGAAACGACAUCUGGAAGAGAAUAGAUACACCAAUGCCGACAAGGCCUUCAAGCUAAUUUUAGAAAAAUUGGAUGCUGACACAAGAGUUGAUGCACUUCAAUACUUUCGAGGUAUUCAUGCCGUCACUGAAGCAUUUACCGAUGUUCCUGGUGCGAACAAACAUGAAAAUCAACGUAUCCUUGCAGCCUUGAAUGAUAUUCUCAGCCAAGCCCAUUCUGAAUGUUCCACUGCCUCCGAGCCUGUUAAAAUUGCCGUGACAGGUGCAUGUGGAAACAUUGGAUAUGCGCUGAUUUUUCGCAUUGCUUCCGGGCAAUUGUUAGGUCCCAAUAUACCCGUACAGCUACACCUCCAUGACGUGCCUGCUGCCGAACAAGCUCUUCUAGGCAUUUCGAUGGAACUGGAAGACUGUGCGUUUCCAUUACUCCGAGGGGUCAAGACCUUCACGAACCCGGAGAGUGCAUUCGAAGACGUCGAUUACGCACUGCUCGCCGGAUCUAAGCCCCGCGGAAAAAGUAUGGAACGUAAGGACCUUCUGCGAGGAAACGCCACCAUUUUCUUAGAACAAGGCAAGGCACUGAAUAAAUCGGCGAAAAAAUCUGUCAAAAUUCUCGUCGUUGGAAAUCCAGCCAAUACGAACUGCCUGGUUCUGAAGAGCAAUGCACCCAACAUUCCUUCAAAAAAUUUCACUUGCAUGACUAGGCUCGAUCACAAUCGAGCUCUGUACCAAAUAGCAAAAAAGGCCCAAGUCAACAUACAUGAUAUUCAGAACAUGGCUGUCUGGGGCAACCACAGCUCAACUCAAUAUCCCAAUAUCAACCAUGUUCUCAUCAAUGGGACACCAGCAACUGAAGUCAUCAAGGAUCCGGACUGGGCAGUCAAAGAAUUUAUCCCCACCAUCCAACAACGAGGUGCAUCUAUAAUCCUCGCUCGGGGCGCAUCUUCCGCCGCCUCUGCAGCCUCUGCUAUAAUCGACCAUAUGCGAAGUUGGGUGUACGGUACGCGUGGAGAAUGGACCUCCAUGGGCGUGAUAUCAAACGGAGAAUAUGGCGUUACUCCCGGGAUAUGCUAUUCAUACCCUGUUGUUGCAUCUGGUGGUCAAUAUGAAAUUGUCAAGGACCUCCAGAUCGAUCCGUUUAGUGCGGAAUGUCUCGAAAAAACUCACAAGGAGCUUUUGGAAGAACGUGACGCUAUUGCCGAUCUUUUAUCUUAGAAGACACACACAUCACUUAACGCCUCUCCUUCUUUGACGCUAAACUAAAAUUUUAAAAAAUUUCAAAUAAACUGCGUAUACAAUAUUGGUGCAUGGUGUCAUUAAACAAAAAA
Schistocerca gregaria is the source of this 1531-nucleotide messenger RNA. RefSeq names its product malate dehydrogenase-like. NCBI's taxonomy places the organism in Eukaryota, Metazoa, Arthropoda, Insecta, Orthoptera, Acrididae. The record is from RefSeq and is a predicted model, not a curated record. Gene Ontology annotation, molecular function: L-malate dehydrogenase (NAD+) activity. Gene Ontology annotation, biological process: oxaloacetate metabolic process; malate metabolic process; tricarboxylic acid cycle. Bases 66 to 1418 code for a protein of 450 amino acids. The transcript has 4 exons.